AUGGCUAACCCGGAAACACCCGGAAACAUCAACUCUAGCCCCAACCCUAACACAAGUCUUCCAGUAGCGACAGAACCGCUUCCGUAUCCACCGCCUUCUUCGGCUACGAUGACGUCUGAUAAUCCAAGCGGUUCCACUACUGCUGUUAAUACCAGGAACAAUCUCAAGAGGCCUCGCGAAGAGGAUACAGCGGAAGGUGCGGCAGUGGAGACUUCAACCGAUGUUCCGGCACCCAAGCGUCGUGUGAAGGCGACGCAUGACGUUAUAUACCGCAUCGUGGUGCCUUCGAGGCAGAUCGGGAAAGUCAUAGGAAGAGUGGGGCAUCGUAUUCAGAAGAUUCGAGAUGAUUCUAAAGCCACUAUUAAGAUUGCCGAUGCUAUUUCCAGACAUGAAGAGCGAGUGAUCAUUAUAAGUUCUAAAGACAGUGACAACGUAUUCUCUGAUGCGGAAAAUGCUCUUCAUCAAAUUGUCAGUCUGAUCCUCAAGGUAAUGUGA
Messenger RNA from Fraxinus pennsylvanica, 495 nucleotides. The record is from the annotation of a GenBank genome assembly. NCBI's taxonomy places the organism in Eukaryota, Viridiplantae, Streptophyta, Magnoliopsida, Lamiales, Oleaceae.